UUUGCCUGGAAACGUGACAUCAUUCUUGGCACAUCACCAUAGGUAGUAUGGCACAGGUCUCAAUGGCGUGCAGUCAAAUGACACAGUCAUCAUUCCACGAUGUACCAAACACUAGUUUUGCUCCGAAUUACAACCAGCAGCAGCAAGCACCUAACCCGUUCUCAGUCCCUCCAAGAAAAGAUGUGUCACCAUCAGCUGGAUCGUCAGCGCCGAAUCACCUAAACCGGCAAAUCGUAGCAUCGCAAACUCCAGGGUCGGUCUACGAUGCGUCUAAUCAGUGGCAAUGCGAUGCUGUCAUUAAUUCGAGAAAAAGACGCGAGUUCACGUCCGACGACAACAAGGACCCCGUGUAUUGGGAAAAGAGGAGGAGAAACAACGAAGCUGCAAAGAGAUCACGGGAGAAAAGAAGAAUCAACGAUAUCAUCAUGGAAACAAAGGUAUUGCAACUGACUAAAGAAAAUUCUAAAUUAAAAGCAGAAAUAGUGGCACUCAAACGUAGAUUCGGAGUCUUGGACGUGGAAAGCGUGACAGGGAUGAAACAAGAAUACGAUGCACAUCGUAAUUACGAAGAUGGAGUAACAACACCACGAGUUACAUUGGACGCUCCUAAUCUAACAUGUGCCGACAACGGGCCCGUACAGAUGAAACCACCCACAACCACGUCCAGGUAAAACAAUGCAAUUCUGACAAGCUAACUGCUACUGAUAUGUUGGACAGUACUGAGAGGAGGAAGCAUACAAAAAGUCCGGCAUCUGACCGGACAAAUAAGAGCUAUGGAAGUAACGUUGACGCAGAACCUAGCCCAGAUGAACAGAUGGACAGUGCCACGC
Molecule: messenger RNA, 830 nt
Organism: Saccoglossus kowalevskii
Lineage: Eukaryota; Metazoa; Hemichordata; Enteropneusta; Harrimaniidae
Biological process (GO): circadian rhythm; regulation of DNA-templated transcription
Cellular component (GO): nucleus
Molecular function (GO): DNA-binding transcription factor activity; DNA binding
Source: RefSeq, a predicted model, not a curated record